ACUGAGGCGCAAUAUUUGUAAAUCUUCACACUUUGUCUAUUGUUUUCUUUCUUGUAAUGUCCACCCGAAGAUGCAUUGGUGAUAUCACUCCCCGGUGGCGAUAGAUUCAACGAUUUAACCGAUGUUUCUACGACUAGCACAAGAUAAUUUUACUGUUCGAGCCUCCAUCUACUGGAUUUUCACUGAUGCAAACGUUUCGAAGUCAAGAAGCUGUGGCGGGGAUGAAAUGUGUGAUUCAUUUGCUUUGAAUAUUUGAGCUUUCCUCCAUAUAACUUGCAGGUUUUUGGUUGCGAGUUCUGCAUAACGGGACAACAAGAGACCGAUAUGUUCAUGUGCGAACUCAAAUACAAGCAAACAACACAACAUGUCAUAGGAUAUGAAUGUUCAAUCCCACGAAAGCAAGAGACGAGGUUUGUCUACAACAACUUUGGCCAAGCAGGUAAUCAGCUUCACCUUGAUGGUGGUGCAAGAAUCCUUCCACGCGGUGGUGUCCUGCAGCUGACAAAUGCAACUCUUCGCCAAAUGGGUCAUGCUUUCUUCCAGCAGCCGAUUGAUUACAUAUCAUCUGAAUCUGUCUCGUUCUCGACACAUUUUGUGUCUGCACUGCUCCCUGCAGGUGAGCCGAGUGGCCAUGGCAUGGCCUUUGUUGUGUCUCACUCUACGGAUUUUAGUCACGCAGAGGCAACUCGAUACUUGGGGGUUUUCAACACAUCCUCAAAUGGAUCUAUUUCCACACGUGUGUUGGCCGUAGAGCUUGAUACUUCUCUGGCUCCGGAGUUGGGAGACAUCAGUGAUAAUCAUGUUGGGAUUGAUGUGAACAGCGCUGAGUCUGUGUUAUCUGUCAACGCUUCUUAUUUUUCAGACAAAAAAGGGAGGAUGAUUGACAUAAAACUCUUGAGUGGAGAUCCUAUCCAGGUUUGGGUGGAUUAUGAAGGAACAACACUCAAUGUUUCUAUGGCUCCUAUUGACAACCAGAAACCAAGCCGGCCUCUUUUGUCAUCAACAUCCAUCAAUCUUACCAAGAUUUUGCAAGGUAGAAGAAUGUUUGUUGGGUUUUCAGGUGCAACCGGGUCAAUCAUGAGCUACCAGUACAUACUCGGGUGGAGUUUUAGCAAAAGCAUGGCGUCGCUGCAGAACAUUGACAUCUCAAAACUUCCCAAAGCUCCUCGUACGAGCAGUAAAAAGAAGCCUACAUCUCUGGUGCUCGAUGCUCUGCUUGGUUUAAUAGCUUUCUUAGUUUUGGGGCUUCUUAUUGGAGCUUAUUUGUAUAGGAGAAACUUGUAUGCUGAAGUAAGGGAGGAAUGGGAAAAAGAGUAUGGUCCACUCAGGUAUUCCUACAAAUCUCUAUACAAAGCAACGAAAGGGUUCAGUAGGAACGAAUUUCUUGGGCGAGGAGGUUUCGGUGAAGUCUACAAAGGAACUCUCUCCCGGAGCAGAGAACUGAGAGAAGUGGCUGUGAAGAGAGUAUCACAUGACGGUGAGGAAGGUAUGAAGCAAUUUGUCGCUGAGAUCGUGUGCAUGAGGAGUUUAAAACACCGGAGCUUGGUUCCACUUCUUGGGUACUGCAGGAGGAAACAUGAGUUAUUACUGGUCUCUGAGUACAUGCCAAAUGGUAGUCUUGACCACUACUUGUUUAGUCAUGAGAGAUCGACUCUCCCUUGGUGGAGAAGACUUGCGAUCCUCAAAGACAUAGCGUCAGCUCUUAGUUACUUGCAUACAGAAGCUGACCAAGUUGUUAUACACAGAGAUAUCAAAGCUGCUAACGUUAUGUUGGACGCGGAGUUCAAUGGAAGGUUGGGAGAUUUUGGUAUGUCCAGGUUAUAUGACAGAGGGGUUGAUCCAACCACAACAGCCGCAGUGGGAACUGUUGGUUACAUGGCACCUGAGCUUACAACAAUGGGACCUUCCACUGGAACUGAUGUUUAUGCGUUUGGUGUUUUCUUGCUUGAAGUAACUUGUGGAAGGAGACCUGUGGAACCUGGCUUGUCGGCUGCGAAACGUUUUCUGGUCAAAUGGGUUUGUGAAUGCUGGAAAAGGUCUUCUUUGAUUGAUGCUAGAGAUCCAAGGUUGACAGAAUUCUCAUCCCAAGAAGUCGAGAGGGUUCUGAAACUCGGUUUGCUCUGUGCAAACCUUGCUCCAGAUGCAAGACCGUCCAUGGAACAAGUGGUACAAUACUUAAAUGGAAACCUAGCUUUACCUGAGUUUUGGCCAUAUUCUCCAGGAAUUGGAGUUCUCACUCCAAUGGCACUUUCACCAGCACCACCCGCGAUCCCUUCACUAUCACUGUCUUCUUCCUCAUGCAACAGCUCUAUGUUUAUUACUCACUCAGUCCUCUAUGGGAGUGGACGAUGAAAGUUUCUAACAACUUCCCUCUUCCUUGCCCUCUCAAUACUGGCUGGUUUUGAACCAUUCCCACUCGAUUUUGUUACAUCAAUGUAUAUGCUUACACUAUGUCCAUUCUUGAUAUUCUCCAUCAAGCUUGACUGGUAGAACGAUAGAAAGGGACUGAUUUUUCGUGUAAACUCUUGCAAUUGUAAAGCAAUUAGUUGUCACUCUUUAUCCAAAACAUGAGACAGCAAUAGAUUAAAGAUACUCAAUCAACUGUCUGUUGUUCUGUAAUGUGAAAGCUGAUACAAAAUCUGGUUACGAAAUUGUUUUUUUUUUUAAGUGUUCGGUUAUGUCGGAAACCUGACAAACAUCAAUGACAAAAUUG
Eutrema salsugineum is the source of this 2713-nucleotide messenger RNA. Its product is annotated as L-type lectin-domain containing receptor kinase I.7. Gene Ontology annotation, biological process: protein phosphorylation. Gene Ontology annotation, cellular component: plasma membrane. The coding region runs from base 325 to 2352 and encodes 675 amino acids. The transcript has 3 exons. Gene Ontology annotation, molecular function: carbohydrate binding; protein kinase activity; ATP binding. NCBI's taxonomy places the organism in Eukaryota, Viridiplantae, Streptophyta, Magnoliopsida, Brassicales, Brassicaceae. The record is from RefSeq and is a predicted model, not a curated record.